AUGGCGAAUUGCCGUGGUCACCAUCCAUCUGGUGCCAGUAUCUGGUGCUCGGAAAAUGUAGUGUAUUUGACGUCGGGAACACGCAUGUGCCAGCCUCUUGGUCUAUUCUAUGCGACCAAAGAUGACGAAAUGAUUGCAAUCGCCAUCCAGCUGUACCAGGAAAAGGGAGAUAAGAAUCCAGUGUUUCUUCCGAGUGACGACGCUAACCUGUGGACGAUGGUGAAGCUUUGGUACAACAUGGCGGAUUCCAAUCAACACCAAGCUGUGACCCAUCUAGGGAACACCCAUCUGAAAGCGGAAGGUGUAAGCAUUUGUACUCACAGGAAUCUGUCGCCGUCGCAUCCAGUCUUCAAGCUCCUCGCGCCGCACUUCAUGCACAUCAUGGCUAUAAACAGAGAAGCUUUAAAAAUUCUCGCUUCUGAAGAAGGAUUUUUCAACCAAUUCUUCGCUAUCGGCUUGGACGGAGUGUGGACAUUGUUAAAGGGGACCGACAGCUUCCGUCUAAACGUCGACAGUCACUUACCAAACGAUGUGAAGGCCCGUGGGAUGGACGACCCCGAGGUAUUGAGAAACUACCCUUACCGUGAUGACGCUAUCCUCUCGUGGAACGCUCUUCACAAAUAUGUAAAGAGUACAGUAGCACUUUACUACGAGAACGAUACGACUGUACAGGAAGAUCAUGAGAUACAGCAAUGGGGCAAGGAAUUGGUAGCUCCUGUUUGCGAAGGUGGAAUUGGAAUGAGAGGCGUCCCGGGAAACGGAAAGUUCCAAACCGUCGCAGACCUGGUCGAAACUAUCACCUGCAUCAUCUACCUCUGCAGUGUGAAGCACGCGGCGGUCAAUUUCUCGCAGUACGAUGAGUACGGAUUUCCCGCUACCCGUCCGUCGCACCUGAUGGGAGAACCGCCUAAGAAUAAGGACCCACUCACGGAAGGACAGCUAUUGGCGGCGCUUCCCGAUAAACUGAAAGCUUUGAUAAUUGCUGCAAACGUGAAAGUCCUAUCCAUGAGAGCUACGCAACCACUUGGGUAUUUUGAGACAACCUAUCUGUACGACCCAAGGGCACUGGAAAUUGCCAGCGAUUUGCGUGAGGACUUCUUGAAAGCAAGCCUAGUCAUUAAGGAGAGAAACAAGACGAGGAAAUACCUGUACGACAUCUGUGAUCCAAUUUUCAUGCCAAAUUCUAUCAGCAUUUGA
Messenger RNA from Lineus longissimus, 1197 nucleotides. RefSeq names its product allene oxide synthase-lipoxygenase protein-like. Gene Ontology annotation, molecular function: metal ion binding; oxidoreductase activity, acting on single donors with incorporation of molecular oxygen, incorporation of two atoms of oxygen. Gene Ontology annotation, biological process: lipid oxidation. The record is from RefSeq and is a predicted model, not a curated record. The coding region runs from base 1 to 1197 and encodes 398 amino acids. The transcript is spliced from 10 exons. NCBI's taxonomy places the organism in Eukaryota, Metazoa, Nemertea, Pilidiophora, Heteronemertea, Lineidae.